CUUGGUGAUCCUCAAGGGAAAGUUGUAGAUGGAACAAUAUUCCACGUUGUAGAAAAUGAUCUUUAUAUCGAUUUUGGAGGCAAAUUCCACUGUGUUUGCCUUCGACCACAAAGGAAUGGAGAAGACUUCGUGAGAGGAGCAAAAGUAAGACUUCGGCUGCAGGACUUGGAGCUCUCUACACGAUUCUUGGGGUCAUCACGAGAUUUAACACUGUUAGAGGCAGAUGCUGUUUUACUUGGUCUUAUUAGAUCGCCAAGAAAUUUAAAAACUUAGGCAGUUAUUUAAUUAUUAUAACUUUUUUUCAUAUAACAAAGUUAGUACGAAAUUGUGUACAUGAAUUGUUUAUAUAAAGAAAAAACUUGUUAUUUUAGGGAUUUUUCAUGUUUAUUUUAUUGAAGUGAUGAAGUAAAAAAAUGUGAAUAAAUAUGUAUAUAUUAA
Messenger RNA from Penaeus monodon (black tiger shrimp), 438 nucleotides. RefSeq names its product 28S ribosomal protein S28, mitochondrial-like (gene mRpS28). The record is from RefSeq and is a predicted model, not a curated record. NCBI's taxonomy places the organism in Eukaryota, Metazoa, Arthropoda, Malacostraca, Decapoda, Penaeidae. Gene Ontology annotation, cellular component: mitochondrial small ribosomal subunit.